CGUAGGAAAACUUCCGGUUCCAACUUCUCAGUGCUUAUGUUGACCGGAAGCGUCCGGUAGCGCUGCGAUGGUGCUCCUGGAGAGCGAGCAGUUCCUGACGGAGCUCACCAGGCUCUUCCAGAAGUGUCGGUUGUCGGGCAGCGUGUACAUCACCUUGAAGAAGUAUGAUGGUCGAACUAAACCCACACCGAGGAAGGGUUCUGUGGAGGGCGUUGAGCCCUCAGACAACAAGUGUCUGUUGAGAGCAACGGAUGGGAAAAAGAAGAUCAGCACAGUGGUGAGCUCCAAAGAAGUGAAUAAAUUUCAGAUGGCUUAUUCAAACCUAUUGAGAGCUAACAUGGAUGGGCUGAAGAAGAGAGACAAAAAGAGCAAGAGUAAGAAGAGCAAAGCAGCACAGUGAAGAGCACUGAGUUCCCUGCUUUUACCAAACCACUGAAUUACAUAUUUCCAUUUUGUUUAUAGUUUUGUUCAUAAAUCUAGGUUUCUGGUUCCCCCAUUAACUGUUUUCAUGUGAUAUUAGGGUUAUUUUGGAGAGAAGAAAGGUUGCAGUGUUUACAAAGUAUUUGUGGUAAGAAAGUAGUUUAUUUCAGAUUUAUGAUGCAUGGUUAUAAAUUCCUAAAUUAGUUUUAAAAAGUCUCUGUAGUCAUCCCUGUGAAGAGCAUUGUAUCAUUAAACACCUGUUAUCAGCACUGUGCUUAUGUGAUCCUCCCCCCCCCCCAAUCUCCCCCCCCGCUUUUUUUUGGUGUUGCUGGGGAUUGAAUCCAGGGCCUCACACAUGCUAUGUAAGCACUCUUGAUUACAUCCCCUCAUCCCCCCUCCCCCAUUUUAAUAGUCUGGCAAUAACUAAUUCUGGAUGAUGUGAUUACUGAAUGUUUUAGCCCUAUUUUCUAGAUUAUUCUAAUUGAAACCUGACAAUUAUAAAAGUUGUAUCAUCUCAUGGACAUUCUUUCCACCAGGUUGUAUAAGUUUAUCAUCAUAAUUUAUUAAGUUUGGAAGAGUUCGCAUAGCCAGAUGAAAAUCUGCUUAACCACGUUAGGAAAAACAUAUUACAAAACAUUAAAAAUAAAGAUUCUAAGGUAAUGA
Molecule: messenger RNA, 1083 nt
Organism: Marmota flaviventris (yellow-bellied marmot)
Lineage: Eukaryota; Metazoa; Chordata; Mammalia; Rodentia; Sciuridae
Gene: Srp14
Product: signal recognition particle 14
Biological process (GO): SRP-dependent cotranslational protein targeting to membrane
Cellular component (GO): signal recognition particle, endoplasmic reticulum targeting
Molecular function (GO): endoplasmic reticulum signal sequence receptor activity; 7S RNA binding
Source: RefSeq, a predicted model, not a curated record